CGCGACAGAUCAACGGCAACAGGCAUCUCCCACAAGUUGUACGAUGUCUUGUACAUGUUAACAUUGAAACGUCAGAGUCGUUCGGGCAGCAUAAGCCGCUUCCUCGGCAAUCCCGUGCGCAUAUUUCAUAGCCUCUUGUUUAUCUGCGCCCUAGAGGUAUUGUUCUGGUCGUUCUGUCUAUUCACUUGCCAAUCUACUGUCGGUUGGAGUGGUGCAGCGCGAGCCUACUACACGCGAGAAACGCUGAACCUUAAAUCGACAACUGGUGAAGCCCUCGACGCCCCGGUGCCCGCAAUAGACGUUCGCAUUUUAGAACUAACCUUGAAGGCCGAAACUGCCUGGCACCAGCGAGCCUUUGCAACCUUGUACGCUGCUCUUAAUCACUUACCACUUCAACAAUCGAGCUCGGUUCUAGCACAUUCGCUGCUUUUCCCAGAGAAGGCGUUCAGUACAGACUCCUUCAGUAAAUCUGGUGCAGUGCUCAACUUUGAGACUGAAUAGGAGUGCUCAGAUUAAAAAUAGUUUGGUUACCGUGACCCACUGCGCACUCGAGCAGCUUAGUCGUGCUGUGCAUUCAUUUCUGCGCAACUGGACCGCGCCAGCAAGCGUAUACGUGUAGCAUUUAUAUCCUGUUUUAUCAUGCGGCAUAGUAGAGUCGCCCGACCACGCCGCAGGGACACUUUGAUAUCAAGAGGAAGCUCUCUCGUGGCCUCACCUUCUGCACUGCCUUCAACCACAGGAUUUCUAGGCAAUAUUUCUGCAGUGUUUCCUAUGGCAGAUGUUUUGGCCGGUGCAGCGGCACGCGCCGCGUCGCAGAGCACCAUUCAUCCCUUGGAUACGAUAAAAGUUCGAAUGCAAGCUGCCUUGAAAGGUAACAGUGCGAACAUCAAGCAGAUGACAACAACAUCUGUGCAAACAGUUAGCACGGGAAAAUACGGCAUAGGAAUCGGACAGGCCACGACACCAUCGGGAUCUUUACCCAAAUCAAUGGCAGUUGCGACGGGCGCUAUGUUGGGCAAAGUUCAGGCAGAAGUCGGGAGUCUAUACAAAGGUGUCCUUGGUGCAGCUAGUGGUGCUGGUUUUGCAAUAGGAGCUUAUUUCGCAUUUUACGGGGUUGCGAAGAAACUGCUCGAAACGCAUUCCGACUAUUCCGUCUCGACGAUAGCUUUUUUAGCUGGCGGCAUCGGAGCGUUUGGAUCUUCUAUUGUCAAGGUACCCGCAGCGGUGUGUAUACGAUCUGUUCAAGCAAACAUCUAUCCAAAUGUUAUAGUAGCCGCAAGACAGAUUACUUCUGCAGCUGGGCCGCGCGGCUUAUUCACGGGUUAUCUACCCACUCUUCUCGAGGAUGUCCCAGACAUGGCUGUUAAGUUUGCUGCAUAUGAAACGAUGCGCACAAUGCAUCGUCGUCUAACAGGAAGAAAACAAGAGGACGCUGCGGCAGCUGCCGAUAUUUCUAUAGGUCUUAUAGCAGGUGCACUCGCUGCAGGGGCCACGACACCUCUUGACGUUGUCAAAACUCGAAUGAUGUGCAAUGCUUCCCAGCGCCCAUCGUUCACGGGCGCAAUAGCUGGAGUCUGGCGUGACUCGCCAGCUGGUUUGGGCCGAGUCCAAGCGUUUUUCACCGGUGUCGGCCCUCGAGCUUUCUCAAAUGGCAUAAACUCUGCCAUCUUUUUUUGUUUCUUUGAAAUGAUGCGCGCUUCACUCAAGAGAUGGGAGGAACGAAGGAAGCUUCUAUUGGAGUCUCGCGCGCUUUACAAGAAUGAAAUGUCCGUCCUGCAAAACCCAGCAGACGGCACAAAAAAAAGAGUGUUUAAGGCCAAUCGUGGCGGCGCGUAACACCGAGUCCGAGUUGCUGAGGCGUCCCUCUCCUUCGCACACUGCAAGAAAACUUGAAAAGUAUUUCUUGCCAUUGAGACAAAUUGCACAUCAUGACUUCGUGAAAGUUAACUUGCUGCAAAAUUUGAACUCCGCGAUGCAGUUGUGCAUACGGUUGAUCCGCUGCGGCACGUAUUCAGCCAGAUGUACCGAAGACAGGAUGCUCUGAAAGUGUUAUAAGAGAUGUUUGAGAUUACGAUGAUAAUGCUCUAGAAUGGAUGAAGUUGAAUCUAUAUUCGCCGCGU
Micromonas commoda is the source of this 2120-nucleotide messenger RNA. RefSeq names its product prasinophyte-specific protein (gene PSP5). Gene Ontology annotation, biological process: transmembrane transport. The transcript has 5 exons. Bases 55 to 501 code for a protein of 148 amino acids. Lineage: Eukaryota; Viridiplantae; Chlorophyta; Mamiellophyceae; Mamiellales; Mamiellaceae. Gene Ontology annotation, cellular component: mitochondrial inner membrane. Gene Ontology annotation, molecular function: S-adenosyl-L-methionine transmembrane transporter activity. The record is from RefSeq and is a predicted model, not a curated record.